AUGUCUCGGUGGAGAUACGCUUUCAGUCUGUCGAAAGCAGAGGUAGCGGAGGCUGAACCGCCUGGCACGGUUCGACUAAUUGAGCACGAGAACAACGAUCACAUCGCCCUCAUCCCUCCGCCAACUCUCAACCCAGCCGACCCCCUCAACUGGCCACGAUGGCGAAAAUACGCAGUUCUACUCACCAUGUCCUUCUAUGCCCUCGCAGGGACAUUCGCCCAAGCAAAUAUAGCAUCUGCUCUACCCAUCAUCAUGUUCCAAUUGCCGCGAGCGGCUAAUACACCACCACCUGGCUAUGGCGAGCUCUCUCACCUCAUCGCGUACAACGUUCUGAUGAUCGGCUUGGGAAACAUUAUUUGGGUUCCUUGCUCAAAUAUCUUUGGCCGUCGCCCGGUCCUGAUCCUGGCGUUGGCAGUCACAGUCGGCGCGACGAUUUGGUGCGGCAAGGCAGACUCGUUCGACUCGCUCCUUGCUGCUAGGAUCGUCCAGGGAUUCGGAAUCGCACCAGCGGACAGCGUAGCUCCACAUGUGAUCGGAGAGUGUUUCUUCGUGCAUCAGCGAGGAAGAGCGAUAGCUUUCUAUAGCACCUUCCUCAGCGUCGGAUCCAUCCUUGGCGGUCUCGUCGGCGGAUAUAUCGCUGGCAACCUUGGCUAUCGUUAUCUCUUCUGGAUUGCUCUCGCUCCUCUGGCCUUCACCUUGGUGGCACAGAUUCUAUUUGUGCCGGAGACAAUCUUCGAUCGCCAAGGACAGAUGGAGCAAGAUCAAUUGCAAAAUACUACGAUAUUCGAAAAGGCGGAAGUGGAUACAGUCGAAAGGGUUUCAGAUGUCAGCCAUUCGUCAGAACAAGAGCACUUCACCUUUGCACGAAGCCUGCGAGUUGGCGUCUACCGUGGCCACAUCGUCAAGAACUUCCUGGCGCCAUGGAAAUCUCUUCUCUUCCCAGGCACAUGGCUUGUAUGUCUCCAUUAUGGCGGGAUCCUCGGCGGUCUAGUAGCAACUGCAACUGUGGGCCCCCAGUUUCUUGCUGCUCCGCCAUAUCUAUGGGGGAACAAUGUCGGUUUGAUCAACGUUGGCGGUCUCGUCGGGGUCCUCAUUGGUGGUGCCUCUACCUACAUCAUCGUGGAUGUCCUCACCAAACGCUAUGCGAAGAGAGAUCGCACUGGACUUGCCGAACCGGAAGCACGUUUACCUAUCAUGUUUCCUGCUCUGAUCAUCGCAACAGCAGGAAUCUGGUGCUUCGGCUUUUCUGCUGGCAAUCCUGGAACUGGCGUGUGGGCAGGAAUGGUUGUUGGGUUGGGUAUGAUAUCUUACGCCCUCCUUUCGGUGCCCUCCGUGGGCUUCAGCUAUCUGAUCGACUCGUAUGGCCCAUUGGCAGCUGACGCUUUUGUUAUGACAACGAUAGCCCGAGGAGUCGUCUCCUUUGCCUACAGUUUCUUUGUGAGCAACUGGGUGAUGAGCGCUGGGCCAGAGAUACCUUUUGGCGUAUUCGGUGGGAUACUGGGUCUUUUUACCAUUUUGACUGUGCCUGUUUGGCUGUUCGGAAAGAGGAUGCGAAUUGCCACGGCUGGCUUGCUACCUUCCAUGGCAUAGUUCUGUUUGCUAGGAAUUAAAGCUGUACUUCAGACGCGAUCUGUCGAGCCAUUUCGGGUUAAGACCGGAGGCAA
This is a messenger RNA of Cercospora beticola, 1664 nucleotides long. RefSeq lists its product as uncharacterized. The record is from RefSeq and is a predicted model, not a curated record. Lineage: Eukaryota; Fungi; Ascomycota; Dothideomycetes; Mycosphaerellales; Mycosphaerellaceae. Gene Ontology annotation, biological process: transmembrane transport. Gene Ontology annotation, cellular component: plasma membrane. Gene Ontology annotation, molecular function: transmembrane transporter activity.